Molecule: messenger RNA, 2085 nt
Organism: Verticillium dahliae VdLs.17
Lineage: Eukaryota; Fungi; Ascomycota; Sordariomycetes; Glomerellales; Plectosphaerellaceae
Exons: 2
Coding region: 1-2085 (694 amino acids)
Biological process (GO): DNA-templated transcription; positive regulation of transcription from RNA polymerase II promoter by galactose
Cellular component (GO): nucleus
Molecular function (GO): DNA-binding transcription factor activity, RNA polymerase II-specific; zinc ion binding; RNA polymerase II cis-regulatory region sequence-specific DNA binding
Source: RefSeq, a predicted model, not a curated record
AUGUUUCACACCUUUGGUAGCACGGAACCACCGGCUUCACAUUUGUCGACACAGGUCGCAAGACCGGUCUCCCGCAGAGUCAACAAGUCAUGUUCGGAGUGUACACGGAGAAAGGUCAAGUGUGAUGGCCGUGUUCCUUGUGCAAGCUGUCAGUACUACAAAACUUCGGAGAGUUGCGUCUACAGGCAACGGACCAAGAGACAAGCUGUCAGCAAGAGUACAUUGGAACAGGUGACCGAGCAGAUGCAGGUACAACAACGCAUUCUCAAUACAUUAUUCCCGCAUAAUUCACCCGAGGACCUGGUUGGAAGAUCAAGAACAGAACUUCUUCAGCUCUUGUCGACUGCUUCGCCAUCCGAUACGUCGGUUUGCGAUAUCUCGCCUGGACCAUUGGGGCCUUCACCUCAAUACUUCUUAUCAGGCACAGGUGCCACAGACGUGUCUGAUGGUUCAACUCAAGCAUCCGAGGCUGGCGAUACUGAUCAAGAGAGAAGAUGGGACGAAUCAGCUCAGCAGCCUGCAGAAAUCGGCGCCAGCGAUGACAUCAAUGCCAUCAGUCUGGCUACAGAUCAACAUCGCCGCUCAUAUUUAGGUGUCACCUCAAUGAGUGCUGUUAUGGGGGCUUUAUUCCGACUCUGCCCAGCGGCUAAAGCUCGUACAAUAGAAUUCUCGAAAGAACUAUCAAAAGAACAGUAUAUGCAUCAUCAGCAAGCUUCAGACCUAAUUUCGGGACCCAACUUACCGGCCCUCAACCAGCUUCGAGAACAGCGCUGUGUCGAAUUCUAUUUUGAACACAUACACGCCAUCACACCCAUAUUGAAUGAAGAAGAGUUUCGAAGAACAUACAAAGAGGCCACCCGGCAAGAUGCUUCAUGGUUGGGACUUCUCAACAUGGUUCUGACGCUUGGGUCCAUUGCCUCUGGCAGCAACACAUUGCACGUGCAAUACUACAAACAAGCGAGGGUCUUCCUCGACCUAGACUCUCUCGGAUCUGGAAACAUGGAAAGUCUCCAAGCUCUGUGUUUACUGGGAGGCUACUACCUACAUUAUCGGAACUCCCCAAACAUGGCAUAUGCUGUGCUUGGUGCUGCUCAGCGCGUCGCCAUAGCCCUAGGCUUACACCGAGACUCGUCGCGCCGUACUCAUGAUCAAGGAGCUGACACAAAUCAAGAAAAUCUUCUUCGAAUCGAAACGCGGCGGCGGACAUGGUGGAGUCUAUUCUGUCUUGACACUUGGGCCAGCAUGACUCUUGGUCGCCCAACCUGUGGACGAUGGGACAAUACGACAAUGGACACCCUGCCCCCAAGCCUCCUUUCACCUGAUGAUCAUUGUGCCAUCUCUUUAAGAUCGAGCUGUCAGUUCUGCCACAUUUGCAACCGCAUUCAGCAUAGAUUUGCGCAACUACGAAGGAUGUCUGCCAUUGAGGCUCUUGCUUUCGACCAAGAGCUUCGAGACUGGUACGAGACACUGCCAUCAGUUGUCAAAUACACUGCUAAUUCGCCGCCACGCGUCACCACCGCACGCGAAUUUCUGAGGAAUCGGUAUCUAAACGUACGACUGGUACUGUCCCGUCCAUUUUUGCUGCAUCUGGCCCACGGCAACGCUAAACAACGCAUAUUUGCACCCGAGGAGGAACAGAUGAUCGACACAUGCCGCUCAAUUGCGGCCGAAGCCAUUGACGCCAUUACACUCCACUGGACCCCCAACCACAUUCACGUGUGGAACUCUGCGUGGUACCUUUUCCAGGCCUGUAUGGUACCACUUCUUUCGAUCGCCAUGGAGACAGCAUGGAGGCCGGGCAUGUUCCCCAAAAGGGUGGACCGAUGGUCUGCAAGUUUGACAAAGGCUUUGGACAUAUUCAACGACAUGAAGCCGUGGAUGAGGGGAUCGGAUCGAGCCGCCCACAUGGUGGCUACCCUCUUUCAGGCUGUCACGGUGACGGUCGAGAAUCAGGUUCGCCCAUCAACCAGUCCGGAAGGGGCCUGGGAGUUACCAGGCUGGUGCGAUGAGCAACUUGCGGAUAUAGAUUGGAACAUGUUUCUGAGCGAGGAGAAUGCUUUCAAUGUAUGGCAGACGCAAUCAUGA